This is a messenger RNA of Phaeodactylum tricornutum CCAP 1055/1, 850 nucleotides long. RefSeq lists its product with no specific name. Gene Ontology annotation, biological process: protein dephosphorylation. The record is from RefSeq and is a predicted model, not a curated record. Lineage: Eukaryota; Bacillariophyta; Bacillariophyceae; Surirellales; Neidiaceae. Gene Ontology annotation, molecular function: protein tyrosine/serine/threonine phosphatase activity; phosphatidylinositol-4,5-bisphosphate 5-phosphatase activity. The transcript has 2 exons. The coding region runs from base 41 to 850 and encodes 269 amino acids.
CACACAUAUUUCUUCCUCUUUUCUUUGGACCUUUCGUAGAAUGACGAAAUCUUCGCAGUCAUCGGGUGAUGCGAGACAGGGCUCUUCUCCGCUGAGGCCUGAUUCUCCCUGGCGUGCCGCGGGCCCGGAAGACGGCGACCCACAUCCAAAGCGUCCCCGAGCGACGCCUUGGGAAACCUUUCAGACGGUGGCGCUCGCAGCGUUGCCGACCUGGACGAAAGCCUGUCUACAAACGGUCCUCGGAGCAACGGUGGUAUUGUACGUAUUGAAUCAAAAGCACCUGCUUCCCAAGCCGCUGUCUGCCGUGGUGAGCCAAACCCUCUUUUGGCCGACCCUCCCUAUUACGGUGGGGCGUCGGAUGGGCGCUUGGACAACCGUAGUCGACGAUACCGUCAUGAUUGGUGGAGCUCCCUUUGGUUUUGCUAAGAUUCCUGAACGACUCUACGAGCAGUACAAUGUGCGGGGUGUCAUCAACUUGUGUGAAGAAUACCAGGGACCAGAGAAAAGCUACCGUCGACUCGGAAUGAUUCAUUUGCGACUUCCCACUGUGGAUCAUUUCGAACCGUCGCUGUUGGAUUUGCAAAAGGCCGUCCAGUUCAUCCAAAAGUACAGGGACACCGGAUCGCGCGUAUACGUCCACUGCCGUGCUGGACACGGCCGCUCCGCGGCCGCUGUCUUGGCGUAUCUGAUCGAACAGAAUCCUGACGCAGAUCUACAAGAACUCAACGAAUACCUAUGCUCGCUGCGCGACGUACGACCAACGCUCUGGACACAGAAUAACAUUCGGCAGUUUCAACGCAUGCUCCGACGCAACCUGGACGCUCUUUUGAAAGACUCGCCGAAGGACUAA